Messenger RNA from Branchiostoma floridae (Florida lancelet), 1093 nucleotides. Its product is annotated as late histone H2A.1-like. The transcript is spliced from 2 exons. The record is from RefSeq and is a predicted model, not a curated record. Gene Ontology annotation, molecular function: structural constituent of chromatin; DNA binding; protein heterodimerization activity. Gene Ontology annotation, cellular component: nucleosome. Lineage: Eukaryota; Metazoa; Chordata; Leptocardii; Amphioxiformes; Branchiostomatidae. Bases 122 to 547 code for a protein of 141 amino acids.
CACAAAAGAGCACGCCGUACAGGCAUUUCUUGAGUGUUCCUUUGUACCGUCACGCGCCUAGCCUGUCACUUCAGUCUCAGCCUUCUGUUCACGUGGUGGAAUCUUCGAGUAAAGUACAACAAUGUCUGGACGCGGUAAGGGAAAAGCAGCGGGCGCCAAAGCCGCCGGUAGCCAGCGGACCAAGUCAGCCAAGGCGGGUCUACAGUUCCCAGUCGGCCGUAUCAAGAGAUAUCUGUCCAAGGGGAAGUACGCGGAGCGGAUAGGAGCGGGCGCUCCCGUGUACCUGGCGGCCGUGCUGGAGUACCUGACCGCCGAAGUUUUGGAGCUGUCCGGUAACGCGGCCAGAGACAACAAGAAGAGCAGGAUCAUCCCCCGCCAUAUCCAGCUUGCGGUGAGAAACGACGAGGAGUUGAACCAGCUCAUGUCCGGAGUGACCAUCGCGCAAGGCGGCGUGCUCCCCAACAUCCACAACCAGCUCCUGCCCAAGAAGACCGGGAAGAAAACCGCCGGCGAGUCCCACCCGUCCUCACAAUCGCAGGAGUACUGAUGAACUGGACAGUUCCUAACGAAAUGUUGACAUUUUUGACGUCGACUCAAUAGCGGACCCUUCUAGCUUUAGAUGUGAAGUGACCAAAACUGUUGCGACGUGCAUGUAAUGUGAUGCAUAAGUAGAGGACAGUUAGCUCUCUUGCUAGAUGUACCGACACUUUUGGCGACGCCUCAAUGGCUUAGCUUUAUAGCUUUAAAUGAAACGACCAAAACUGUUCUGACGCGUUCUUGUGAUAGGGCAGGAGGAAAAUUGGUUUUAAUUUCGGCUGCUUUUCUAUUCAGUAUACUGUGCAAUAUCAUGCUUUUACUCAAAAUGAUAACCGAAAUUUCACCCGACUGAACAGAAGUGCAAUAUGUGGAAUUUAGGAAUAGAAGAUUUCAGAAAUAAUGAAGUUAGAUUUAAAAAAGCCUGUAUGUUAGUUUGUAAAUGGCGUGAAGUUUGUAUUUUGUGUAAAUGGACUGUAACUGUUUCUUAUAUUGUGAAGGCCUUGUAUGUUUGUAAAUGUGUUGACAGUUGUAUAUUUUGAAUAAAUUUUCAUUUUAA